This is a messenger RNA of Anisakis simplex (herring worm), 1074 nucleotides long. Lineage: Eukaryota; Metazoa; Nematoda; Chromadorea; Rhabditida; Anisakidae. The record is from the annotation of a GenBank genome assembly.
AUGCAAACAUUUAAGACUGAUUAGUACGGAGCUGAAGAUAUCGAAUUAGUGAAACGUUUGAAUGCGGCAUUUGUUACGUCUGGACUUUUUUAUAUGGCUCAGCGAUCAUCUGAAGUGAAGGGACAAAUAUUUUUGUAUAGUUUCGUGCAGCCGCAUGGUGAAUACAAAGCAAAACCUGUCGAAAUAGAGAACGACUUCGAUAGGGAAAAUUUCCAUCCGCACGGUUUAUCGUCAUUUAUUGUUGAUGGACAAAUAUUAUUGUACGUUAUCAAUCACGACAAUUCGUUCAAGCAUUCAGUAGAGGUAUUCGCAUACGAUGAACAAAAGUCGACUCUCAAACAUCUCAGAUCGAUAAAAGAUGACAGCUUCAUCAGGUCAUGCAAUGAAAUAAAUAAGCCGAGAGAUGUGUUUCGUUUAAGACCGAAUAAUUUGGUUGUUGUUGGUAAAGACAAAUUCAUACUGACAAAUGAUGGUAGUGGGCAGUCUUGGUUUUGGGCGAUGCUUGAAGGAGUCUUCAGUCUUAAUAGUGGAAGUAUUAUCUUUUACGAUGGAGAGUUGCAACCAUCUCAUCAUUCUUGCAUGCUCAAUCAGUUCAAAUUUCAGACAUCUCAUACACUCAUCAAAUCGUCCCUCUCACCGAAUGGCAUCGGAAUAGAUCGAACAAAGUCUCAUAUCAUUGUUGCGUCUCCACUCGGAAAAACGAUAACAGUUUACAAAAUAUCUAAUGACUAUAAAACAGUGGAAUUAAUCAGCACAGUAGAUUUGCAUACGUCACCAGAUAAUGUUUAUGUUGCUGACAAUAACGAUGUGUGGACUGGAGCACAUCCGAUUGCCAAGCAACUGUUCGCCCAUAAUAGUGCACCAGAUGACUUGAAGUACUCAUCUCCAUCACAGGUGUUGCGCAUAGCAUUCUCACGUGAUUUCAAAACAUGGACAAUCAGUGAACCGUAUAUGAACGAUGGCACAGAACUGGUGGCAAGCACCAUUGCCGUACCCUAUUAUCAACAACUACUCAUUGGUACAAUCUACAGAACACUUCUUCACUGUGAUAUUAUUCAUUCGGCUGCUCUAUGA